This is a messenger RNA of Phytophthora sojae, 1041 nucleotides long. RefSeq lists its product as hypothetical. The annotation marks the transcript as partial. The record is from RefSeq and is a predicted model, not a curated record. The transcript is spliced from 3 exons. Gene Ontology annotation, molecular function: protein binding. NCBI's taxonomy places the organism in Eukaryota, Oomycota, Peronosporomycetes, Peronosporales, Peronosporaceae.
AUGCGAUCAGCAGCUUCUGGUGGCCACAGUGAUAUUGUGUGGUGGUUGUAUGAAAACCUCCCGCAUGUAAGACACUACCUCCUCAACAAAGCGGUUUUGAACGGGGACCUUGAAUUGGCAGAGGGGCUUACUUCCCACGGAGCUCGAUUUUGUCGUUAUUUUCCAGACUACCUGGUGAAGCAAGUUGCUGCGAACGGGAGACUGCAGGUGUUUCUGUGGCUAUUUGAACAAGGUAAAAAUCGGCUGGCUAUUCAUGCUGUCGCUGCCAAUGGAUAUCUACAGGUUGUAGAAUUCCUAUGCGCACAGGUAGGGUUCAAGCACUUUACCAGGGGUAUGCUGGUUGACGCUGCGAAGAAUGGCCACCAAAGUGUCGUCAAGUGGAUGUGCCAAAAUGCUUCAAACCAGAAUUUGAUUUACCAAGAUGGAAAACAACAUUCGAAGACGAUCACAGCGAUGGAGGCGGCCGCUUCUGCUGGGCAUCUAACAAUUGCCAAGUAUUUGCAUGCACUCGAUAAGUUUUAUUCGUCCAGAAAGAGGAGGAGGGGCGAGGUCAUACCGCGAGUACGACCAAUUUGUACUAAUGGAGCGGCCGCGAAUGGCCACCUAGAAGUCGUCAAAUGGCUACACGAACACCGACUCGAGGGCUGCAGUGGCCGCGCGAUGGAUGGUGCAGCUUCAGCGGGCCAUCUAAAUGUCAUGCAAUUGCUGUUCAAACACUGUUUCGAAGGAUGCUCGAUAGCUGCAAUACUUGGCUACAUGAAUACCGAACGGAGCCUUAGAUGGCUACACAAAAAUCGGUCGGAACGUUGCACGGCUCAAGCGAUGAUUGAAGCGGCGAAGCAAGGUCGUCUGCAAAUCGUGGAAUGGCUUUACAGGCAUCGAUUGGAGCACGAUCUAACUGCAGCUUUGGAGCAGACUGAUACGAUCGACGUGUUCCUCCUUCUGCAUGAUCGAUGUGAUGUAAAGUGUACCGAGAGUGCAGCUAUAAGAGCGGAUGAGGAAGGCCCACCGGAGAUGAAUGACUGGAUCCUUGAGCACUAC